Odocoileus virginianus texanus is the source of this 2379-nucleotide messenger RNA. The record is from RefSeq and is a predicted model, not a curated record. NCBI's taxonomy places the organism in Eukaryota, Metazoa, Chordata, Mammalia, Artiodactyla, Cervidae.
AUGAGUCCUCUAAAGAUACACCGCUUUGUUUGCAUUUGGAGCAAGACUAGGCUAACUAAAGAGAGGGAAGCUCUUGUGGAAACAGUGGGAGAGAAGGAAAUCAGCCUGGCAGUCAUCUCCAACUCUGAAGGAUUUAUCCGGGUUCUUCAGCUCAGUAACAGUAUUACAAGUGUGGGCGUUACACAUCGUGGAGAGAGACAAAGCUGUCUGCAUUUAACUCUGCAAAACAACAGCUGGUUGUUCACUGACCAAUUGUCCUACAGGGAUGCCGAACAGUCAAAGGCCUUCCUGGACACGGUCUGUCAAAACAAACCCCAGUCACCCAUGAAACACAAUCGUGAUUGGGGUGUUUUUGGUGGGAGGAAGACACAGAAGGAAAUGGACAAAACUCCAUCUCACCAAGUCCGUGACAAGCCCCGGUCCCUGAAAAGUAACCCUGAACUAAGCAAGAAAUUGAAGACAGAUUCCUUUGAGUAUACAGAAAGUAACAAGGAUGAACCAUUGCAUUCAGAAGGUUUGGAGUUUCCAUCGGAACAAAUAUAUAGCCAUGAUGACCUAAGAUGGGAUGACCUUGACACUCACCCAGAACAAUUCUGGCAAGGGUUCCCCAACCUGAGGAACACCUGUUACAUGAAUGCAAUUUUACAGUCACUGUUUGUGAUUCCCUCAUUUGCUGAUGACUUACUCAUGAAGGGCAUAUCGUGGAAGAAAAUUCCCUUUGAUGCUUUUACUAGGUGGCUGACCCAGCUGCUUGCUUUAAAAGAUAUUUCUAACCUGGAGGGCAAGAAAGAGCUGCUUGUCAAUAUUAAAAUUGCUAUUUCAGCUGUUGCAGAGACCUUCUCCGGCGACGUGCAGAACAAUGCUUAAGAGUUUUUAGGGUCCUGCUUGCAGCUGAAAAAAGACAUGGAAAAAUUAAACAUUGCUUUGAAGACUGACAGGGAAACUGGGGACAGAAAUUCAUCUUCGCAGAUGUAUACAGAUAACACUGCCUGCCAGACAUUUGUUUGUCCCGUUGUGGCUAACUUUGAGUUUGAAUUGCAGCACUCCAUUACCUGUAAAGCCUGUGGACAGGUCAUUCUCAAGAUGGAGCCAAGUCAUUAUCUUUCUAUCAACCCUCCCCAAGAAACAAAACUACAACCGUCCUCUAUUCAGAAUUCUUUUGAUCUUUCCUUUAGGGCAGAAGACCUCGAGUACGGCUGUAACAAAUGCACCCACGAGACAGCUGUUGCAAUGCACAGAUUCAAUAAGCUCCCCAGAGUGCUCAUCGUCCAUCUGAAACGCUAUGGCUUUAACGAUGCUUGGUUGCUGGUGAAGAAUAACCAACCGGUUGCUAUUCCUAAAUUUUUAAGCUCAUGUUCUCAUUGCAGUGAGAGCACCAAGUUACCAUUUCCUACUGCCAGUAACAGACCUCCCAGGGACUCCAAGAUGCUAGAAGUCUCUCCAGAGAUGGUUUCUGAGAUCCUCGCCCCAUUGUCACCUUCGGAGAAGUUGCUCUCAGAAUCCAGCGAUUCCUUGGCAAAGAAUGCUGGACCACCAACAUUCCAGAAGAUCGUUGAAGGGUCAAGCCAAGAACAGCAGCAGAGAGACCUGGAAAACGAGUCUCCCAAAGAGCCCGAACAGCUGCGGAAGCUCUUCAUCGGAGGACUGAGCUCUGAAACAACCGAUGAGAGUCUGAGGAGCCAUUCUGAGCGAUGGGGAACGCUCACAGACUGUGUGGUAAUGAGGGGUCCAGACGCCAAGCGCUCCAGAGGCUUCGGGUUUGUCACAUACGCCGCGGUGGAGGAGGUGGAUGCGGCCAUGAAUGCAAGGCCACACAAGGUGGACGGGAGUUGUGGAACCAAAGAGGGCCGUGUCAAGGGAAGAUUCUCAAAGGCCUGGAUUCCAGAAAGAUCUCAAGGCAUGGCUGAACAACUGCAGCAGCACAAUUGGAAAAGAAUCAUCGAGGAAUUCUCCCAACAGGAAUCACCUCCAAGCAUUAGGGAGCUGGGUGCCCAGGAACACAUAGCAGAGGACUUCCAGGAGCAUCAGAAAGAUGAUAACAGGGACUCCCUCACUGCUUUGGGUGCUGACAUGAACCCUGGAAUUUUAGACAGGAAGGACACAGAAACUGAAGCCGGGGUGAAAGGAAACACCGAGCGGCUCAUCCGUGUCAUCAGCCAUCUCAGGAGCCCCCCAGAUUCAGGCCAGCACAUCAGCGAUGCUUACGACUUUCAGAAGCAGGCCUGGUUCACAUACCAUGACCUAGUAGUAUCAGAAAUCCAAGAGUCCGUAAUGCAGGAGGCUAGGCCUCACACUGGGUAUAUCUUCUUUUAUAUGCACGAUGAGAUCUUUCAGGCGCUGUUGAGAAAGGCAAGGAACUCUCACUUAGAGUGGAGAUAG